CGAUAUGAGCACCAGCUAUCGUGAGGAAAAAUUCAGAGGGAACCAGCUACUAGAUGGUUCGAUUAGUCUUUCGCCCCUAUACUCACGUCAUACGAUCGAUUUGCACAAUCGCUACGGUCCUCCACCAGAGUUUCCUCCGGCUUCAACCUGCGCAAGCAUAGUUCACCAUCUUUCGGGUCUCAACAUGUACGCUCUUGCUCCGCCCCGGUGUAGCACAUCAUGGGACGGGCUGGUGAUGCGCCCAUCGGUCCAAUGCAUGAUCAGGUCAGCUCAGCAAGCCGCCGCCUACAACACCACUAGCAAGCCGCCGCCUACAACACCACGAGCAAGCCGCCACCAGGUCGAAUUGACUCAACAACAGGUGACCAGACUUGCCACGCGCCGGCAGGCUAUAGAACACUCACCGUUGCCAACACGUCGACAGCUCCACCGCACUACACAGUCAGUUGGCCCUGGCAGACUAACGGCGAUCGUGGCUUACACCCUGAGAAAGUGCACCGGCCAGCAGCUGGGUCUAUGUACAUAUUUAAUACAAACAUCCACUGUCAAAUCCGCUCAUAGAUAUCCAAAUUAG
This is a messenger RNA of Protopolystoma xenopodis, 574 nucleotides long. The record is from the annotation of a GenBank genome assembly. NCBI's taxonomy places the organism in Eukaryota, Metazoa, Platyhelminthes, Monogenea, Polystomatidea, Polystomatidae.